CCUGGUCCGGUGCAGUUCCCAUGUUGCCGUUCCUGUCCCGUUGCGACAUGGCCCUGCGGAGGGUGCUGGCGCUGGGGGCGGCCCUGGGGCGCCGCGGCUGCUGCUCCAAGCCCUCGCUGCCCGCUGACUUCGUGGAGGCGCUGAGGGCCGUGGCUGGGGCCCCCAAUGUCUCCACGGCCACAGCAGCGCGGGAGCAGCACGGCCACGAUGAGUCCAUGCACCCAGCCCCGGUGCCCCUGUGCCAGGGCGGCGUCUGCUUCGACCUGAGCCGCAUGGACGCCAUUGCGGAGCUGAGCCUUGAGGACUUCUCGGUGACAGUGGAGCCCGGAGUGACCCGCAAGGCCCUCAACAAGCACCUGCGUGGCACCGGGCUCUGGUUUCCUGUCGACCCUGGGGCGGACGCCUCGCUGUGUGGCAUGGCCGCCACGGGCGCGUCGGGCACCAACGCGGUGCGCUACGGCACCAUGCGCCCCAACGUGCUGAAUCUGCGCGUGGUGCUGCCGGACGGGCGCCUGCUGCACACGGCCGGGCCCGGCCGCCAGCCCAGGAAGCGGGCGGCCGGCUAUGACCUGACCUCGCUCUUCGUGGGCUCCGAGGGCACUCUGGGCUUCCUGACCCAGGCCACGCUGCGCCUGCACCCGCUGCCCGAGGCCACCGCUGUCACCGUCGCCUCCUUCCCCAGCGUGGGGGCGGCCGUGGCUUGCACCGUGCAGGUGCUGCAGGCUGCCGUGCCUGUGGCCCGCAUCGAGUUCCUGGAUGAGGUGAUGGCGGAUGCCUGCGGCCGCUUCAGUAGGAUGGAGCUGCCAGCGGCAGCCACGCUUCUCCUGGAGCUGCACGGCUCCCGGCAAAGCCUGGCUGAGCAGCAGCAGCAGAUGGAAGAGAUCGUGCGGCAGAGCAGCGGCUCCAGCCUGGCCUGGGCGGAGGGGCAGGAGGAGCGCGAGCAGCUCUGGUCCAUGCGCCACAACGCCUGGUACGCUGCCCUGGCGCUGCGGCCCGGCUGCCAGGGCUACUCCACGGACGUCUGUGUGCCCAUUUCCCGCCUGCCUGACGUGGUGGUGGAGACCAAGCAGGACCUGCAGGCCUCCGGCCUCACCGGACCCAUGGUGGGACAUGUGGGCGAUGGCAACUUCCACUGCAUCCUCGUCUUCAACUCCCAGGACCCAGAGGAGGCCCAGCGCAUCCACGCCUUCACCCAGCGCCUGGGCAGGCGGGCACUGGCAGCAGGGGGCACCUGCACCGGCGAGCACGGCGUGGGGCUGGGCAAGCGGGCACUGCUGCAGGAGGAGCUGGGCCAGGAGGGCCUGGACACCCUGCGCUCCAUCAAGGCUGCACUCGACCCCCACAACCUCAUGAACCCUGGCAAGGUGCUCUGAGGGGGAGCACCAGCACGGAGCUAGCAUGGGGAGCCUCAGCCCCUGGAGUCGGGGCCAGGGUGACCAUGCUGCCCUGCAGUGCCCCUGUUCAUGUCCCUACAAAUCCCCCCAUCACCACUACUGGAGGUCAGGUAUCCUCAAACCCCCAAUAAACCCUUUGCACUUGCAUUGUC
Molecule: messenger RNA, 1546 nt
Organism: Oenanthe melanoleuca
Lineage: Eukaryota; Metazoa; Chordata; Aves; Passeriformes; Muscicapidae
Gene: LDHD
Product: lactate dehydrogenase D
Exons: 10
Coding region: 21-1373 (450 amino acids)
Biological process (GO): lactate catabolic process
Cellular component (GO): mitochondrion
Molecular function (GO): D-lactate dehydrogenase (NAD+) activity; FAD binding; D-lactate dehydrogenase (cytochrome) activity
Source: RefSeq, a predicted model, not a curated record